Sardina pilchardus (European sardine) is the source of this 3103-nucleotide messenger RNA. RefSeq names its product WW domain-containing adapter protein with coiled-coil-like. Gene Ontology annotation, molecular function: RNA polymerase II complex binding; chromatin binding. Lineage: Eukaryota; Metazoa; Chordata; Actinopteri; Clupeiformes; Clupeidae. Gene Ontology annotation, biological process: positive regulation of TORC1 signaling; regulation of autophagy. Gene Ontology annotation, cellular component: nucleus. The record is from RefSeq and is a predicted model, not a curated record. The coding region runs from base 225 to 1910 and encodes 561 amino acids. The transcript is spliced from 13 exons.
UAGAGGUUAUCUCCAUAGAUAGGUCGUGCAGUGUGUAGGCAAAUGAGAGAUGGACUGUGCACUUCCGAGAAGCGAAGAGACGAAGCAGUGACACUAGCUGUAGUCCCAUUCUCUUUUGGUGAAAUUAAGACAGAUAUCGAGUUGCUGAAUAUAGGCUAACAUAGACAAGCAGAAUAGUUUCACUUCUUUCACCUCUACGCCCGCACACAUAUAAUACGGCAUUGAUGGUAAUGCAUGCAAGGAAACCACCGAGAUUCAGUGAUGGGUGCAGUGACCGAAGGGAUUCGCAAUCCUACCAACAGACCUACAAAUACCCGUUGAAGAACCACCCUGCCACUGAUCAGCGUCAUGAGAAAACAAGAGAUGCAUCAGAUUCCACCCCACCUUGCAAAAUGCUCCGCCGUUCCGAUAGCCAAGACGGCAAACCUACCGAUGUUGUAGCACUUAACAAGGCAAAAGCUGUCCACACACAGCGGCUAAGAGAAAGGGAUGGCGGAACCAGCUACUCCCCACAAGAGAACUCUCUCAGCCACAGCAGCCACCACGGAUCAAACUCCCACUCCCAUCCAAGCAAAGCUUCAGACAUGCCACACGAGCCUGCAGACGACUGGUCUGAGCAUAUCAGCUCCUCGGGGAAGAAGUACUACUACAACUGCAGAACAGAGGUCUCUCAGUGGGAGAAGCCAAAGGACUGGGUGGAGAGGGAGCAAAGACCUAAAGAGGCCUCUAAAUCGACGCCCACUGUCAACAGCUUUCCCAAAGACCGGGACUACAGACGAGAGGCCAUGCAGGGCUCGGCCGCCGGCGCCUUCUCCAGUACCAAGAGUGCUGCAGGUGACAACCCCGCCAGCCAUCCAGCGUCAUCCCAGUCCUCCUCCUCUUCCUCAUCUACAUGCACCUCCUCCAGUGCUGCUCAGGGCAUGAACCCCUCCAGUUCUUCUUCCUCCUCUGCCGCCUCCUCCUCCUCUGUCCCCGCCUCCUCCUCCUCCUCUGCCUCCUCUUCCUCGAGCGGCUCGCUGCCCGUGUCCUCCAGCGCCGCCCUGCUGCAGGACCCGGCUCUGCUCCGGCAGCUGCUGCCCGCGCUGCAGGCCACGCUGCACCUCAACCACGCCAACGUGGACGUGGGCAAGCUCAACGAAGUUCUCACCGCCGCUGUCACACAAGCUUCCUUACAGUCUAUGCUUCAUAAACUUCUCACUGCCGGACCGUCUGCUUUCAACAUCACUACUCUGCUUUCCCAAGCUGCGCAGCUCUCCACACAAGCUCAAACGACAACCCAGUCCCCACUGUCGCUGCCGUCAGAUGCCUCGUCUCCAAGGUCGUACGUGUCCCCGCGGGUCAGCACCCCUCAGACCAAUGCCGUGUCCCUGAAGCCCCCCCUGAGUGUCGCAGGCCUGUCCUCCCAGCCCAAGGUUAACGCGUCGCUGGUGAAGCCAGGAUCUGCCGCACCACAGGCCUUUACCCCUGCUGAGAAAGCCCUGGAAUUAGAGGACCCGCGCCUGCACCGACAGAAUAGUCAGGGCAGCACCUCGCCGGGGUCCAACCAUGUGGCCAGUGGAGCGUCCAUAGGCAGCGGUGGCACUGGAUCGCUGCCCGUCAGCGCGGCCCCUGGCCGGCCCCAGAGCGGCUUCACGCCCUCCCUGGCCACCCACUUCAACGAGAAUCUCAUCAGACACGUGCAGGGCUGGCCGGGGGAACACGUGGAGAAACAGGUGGCCAGGCUGAGGGAGGAGGCCCACACCAUGGGCAACCUGUACAUGUCGGACAUCUGCACCGAGCUGAAGAACCUCAGGUCUUUAGUGCGUGUGUGUGAGAUCCAGGCCACGCUCAGAGAACAGAGGAUUCUCUUCUUAAGACAACAAAUCAAGGAGCUGGAUAAGAUGAAGAAUCAGAACUCCUAUAUGAUUUGAGGGGCCUGAGGGGGUUAGUCACAAAACCAGGCAUUGUGACAACAGAAACAUCUACACACAAACAUAUACUCUCAUACAGACACACACAUACACACAUACACGCCAACACCAACACCAACACACACCCCACACGCCACAGAGCCUGUGAGCUCGGCUUUUCAGUGCUUCUGAGCACUCAAGUCCAGCGGCAGGGGAGAUCUCUUAGUCAAGGCUGCUGAGGCUCUCCCGGAGCAGAGCCAAGAGUUGAGAGGCAGAGAGAGGACCACUGGCGGCCGCCCCAUGGCCCCAAGCUCCGAGCCCCAGUAUCAGCAGGGCAGCCAGCGCACCUGACCCCUCCUCCCCCACCACCCUGCGCUAGAGCCAGGCCGUGACACGCCGGUGUGCUGGGCACUGCCGUGCUGCCUACUGCCCCCUAAUGGUUUUCUCCCCCCAACACAGCAAGUCAGCCAAGCAAAUCCAUGCCUGCUUGCCCCUGCGCUCUCUCUCUCUCUCUCAUUCCGCCCCAACUGAACCUCUUACUUUUGUUCUUUUAUUUGUUUGUUUGUUUGUUUUAACUUCUAAGCUUCAGAGAACUGCCUUGGGGCCAGUGGAAAGUUUCAUUCCUUAUGUACAGUUGCUAACAAGAGUUGAGUUAAUAAAAAGAUAAAAAAAAAAUAAGCAAAACAGAAAAAAAAAAGUUGGAUCUGUGAAGCGUACAGAUCUGGGAUGUUGUAAAAGCAUUUGCACACGUGUAACUGCGUCUGCCGGAGGCAGUGACACAUAAUGCCGCUGGGCCCUUGGUAGAACAAGUCUUGCGAGGUCAUCAGCAUGCGCCAAUGGAGUCGGGGAGGGGAGGCGUUGUGGGUCCAAACAGCUCUGCCUUUGCAUGGAACAUCAAAGAUAUCAUGCACUUUUUUUUUUCUUUUCCUGGGAAGUCAUUAUAAUGUGGGUGUCUCCAGAAAAGUCGGAUCUCAUUUUUUCUAUAUGAUGAGCAGGAGGUAUACGGUCGUGGAACUGUGUGGCGUAAGGGGCUGCUCCGUAUACGUGUCUUGUGUAGUCCCUGCACUCACUGUCUUUCCCCUCCCUCUCGCCUGAUGAGUGCUGUGAUGUCAAGCUCCCACCAGCCACAAUGCAUUAGACUGAUGGAAUGGGAAGAAGGGCAUAGCUUUGUAUAUGGUUUCUUAAAUAUAUAAGAAUAAAAGACUAUUCUAACA